Amphibalanus amphitrite is the source of this 1269-nucleotide messenger RNA. RefSeq names its product NF-X1-type zinc finger protein NFXL1-like. NCBI's taxonomy places the organism in Eukaryota, Metazoa, Arthropoda, Thecostraca, Balanomorpha, Balanidae. The transcript has 10 exons. The record is from RefSeq and is a predicted model, not a curated record. The coding region runs from base 25 to 1071 and encodes 348 amino acids.
CAGAGCUCUCUGAGCGCUAUCAGGAUGCGUCUCCUGUCGCUUCUCCUGCUGCUCUGCGCGGCAGUACUCGCCGCACAAGCGGACAUCGUCAAGUACCGGCCAUGCAAGCACGUCGGCCAGUCCUGCGGAUCGUACAAUAAGAACAUCUGCGUGCGGUGUCCCAAGGGCGUGGGACUGUGCUGUGUCGCCCGACCAGUGCCCGUUCCAGUCUACCACUGCAAACAUCCCGGUCAGAAAUGCGGCACUGGAGUCUGCGGCAGAUGCAAGAGGAACCCCAAGCAGCUCUGCUGCAACCCCAAAAUCCGACCGAGGCCCAGACCCAUUAUUGAAAGGUGCACAAGCAUUAAUCAGAAAUGCGCCUAUGGAGUUUGUGGCAGGUGUCCGAAAAACCCCAAACAACUCUGCUGUAUCCGCAGGAGGCCUAGGCCCGUGAAGUGCACGCAAGUUGGCCAUAAAUGCCGCCGAGGUGUGUGCAAAAGGUGUCGGAAGAACCCCAAACGGCUCUGCUGUGUUCGCAGGAGGAGGCCCGUUAAGUGCUUGAAGAGAGGCCACAAAUGCCGAGGCGGUGUCUGCGGAAGGUGCCCGAAAAACCCCAAGAAGCUCUGCUGUAUCCGCAGGCGCCGGCCACGCAGAUCCCCCAUCCAGUGCAAGCGGAUCGGUCACACAUGCAGGCACGGAGUCUGCGUCCGGUGCAAGAACAACCCCAAACGGAUUUGCUGCCAGCGCCGCCGGCGACGGAGGUCACUCGCCCAGUGCAAGAAGAGAUGUAGAGGUUACGACAGGUACUGCACCCGUCGCGGGUGUCCCAGAGGGUACAAGGGCGGCUACUGCUGCCGCCGACGGGUCCGUCCCAUCACACUGAAGCAAUGCAAGGCGAGGUGUCGGGGCCGCUAUCAGUACUGCAGUACGUCCGGAUGCAGGAAGGGCUACAAGGGCUACUGCUGCCGCACGCGUCGCAACAUCUCCAUCCAUGAGUGCCAGAAGACCUGCAGAGCUGGAAGCUACUGCACGACCAAAUGCCCUAAGCACAUCAGGGGCUACUGCUGUGUGCCCAAGUACCACAAGGGCUAAAAUCACCGUUAACAGCACCACCAGCUCAUCGAAGGCUGGAUAUCCAGCGAGGUGUCCGACAGACCUCGAUGAUGAUGCAAAAAGGAGCCGUCCGACGUGUUUUUAAUUGAAAGUCUGUUAAAAAAUGGUACUUUCCAUCGUCAUAAAAUGCGAAGUUCUCUUGAAAUACAUACGGCAAUACAUGGGCAAAGCAAGGCA